CGGGGCGGGCGGGCGCCCGCGAUGUGCCACUCGGCGCCUCCCCCGCCGGGCCCGGGCUGCGCGGCUGCCGGGCGGCGCUGGUAGCGGGGCGCGCGGCGCCGAGGGGGCCAGCCCGGCGCGCGCGGGGCUCAUUGUUGGGGGGGGCCCGUCGGGGCAUGAGGGCGAGAGCACCGCGGGGGGGGCGGCCAGACAGAGCGAGCGAGGAGGAGGAGGAGGAGGAGGGGGAGGAGGAGGAGGAGGAGGAGGACGCCGAGGAGGAGGAGGAAGGAGGAGGCAAAGAAAAGAAGCGGCGGCGGCGGCGGAGGAGGGAGCGAGGAGGCGCGCGGCCCCCCGCUCCCUCCCUCCCCCCUGACCCCCGACCCCCGCCGGCCGGCCCCCCGCCCCAGCCCCGGAGGGAGCUCAUGGGAGUAUGAAGGAGAUGGUAGGAGGCUGCUGCGUAUGUUCGGACGAGAGGGGCUGGGCCGAGAACCCGCUGGUCUACUGUGAUGGGCACGCGUGCAGCGUGGCUGUCCACCAAGCUUGCUAUGGCAUCGUCCAGGUGCCCACGGGACCCUGGUUCUGCAGGAAAUGUGAAUCUCAGGAGCGUGCGGCCAGGGUGAGGUGUGAGCUGUGCCCACACAAAGACGGGGCAUUGAAGAGGACUGACAAUGGAGGCUGGGCCCACGUGGUGUGUGCCCUCUACAUCCCCGAGGUGCAGUUUGCCAACGUGCUUACCAUGGAACCCAUCGUGCUGCAGUACGUGCCUCAUGAUCGCUUCAACAAGACAUGUUACAUCUGUGAGGAGCAGGGCCGGGAGAGCAAGGCCGCCUCAGGAGCCUGCAUGACCUGUAACCGCCACGGAUGUCGGCAAGCUUUCCAUGUCACCUGUGCCCAAAUGGCAGGCCUGCUGUGUGAGGAAGAAGUGCUAGAGGUUGACAACGUCAAGUACUGCGGCUACUGCAAAUACCACUUCAGCAAGAUGAAGACAUCCCGGCACUCUAGCGGCACGGGCGGCGGUGGCGGCAGUGGCUUCAUUACUGGCCGGAGAAGCCGCUCAGCUUCUCCGUCCACCCAGCAGGAGAAGCACCUUUCCCACCACGAGAGGGGCCAGAAGAAGAGUCGAAAGGACAAAGAACGCCUUAAACAGAAGCACAAGAAGCGGCCUGAGUCUCCCCCUAGCACCCUCACCCCACCCGUGGUCCCCACUGCUGACAAGGUCCCCUCGGCUUCUGCUUCCUCCCACCACGAAGCCAGCACUCAGGACACCUCGGAGAACAGCCGGGACCCCAAGGGGAAAAAGUCUUCCAGCCACGGCCUGAGCCACAAGGGCAAGAAACUGAGCAGUGGGAAAGGCACCAGCGGGUUCACUUCCGCAUCCGCAUCCUCUUCCUCCUCCUCCUCCUCCUCCUCCUCCUCCUCCUCCUCGUCCUCCUCCUCCUCUUCUGGGGGACCCUUUCAGCCUGCAGGCUCCUCCGUGCAGAGCUCCCCCGACUUCUCUGCACUCCCCAAGCUGGAGCAGCCGGAAGAAGACAAGUACUCCAAGCCCGCAGCCCCCUCCCCGCCGGGCCCCCCCUCGCCCCCCGCCCCCGAGCCCCACAAGGCUGACCUCUUUGAGCAGAAGGUGGUCUUCUCUGGCUUUGGGCCCAUCAUGCGCUUCUCCACCACCCCCUCUGGCUCUGCCCGGGCCCGGGCCCCCUCCCCUGGGGACUAUAAGUCUCCCCAUGUCUCGGGGUCCGGGGCCUCCGCAGGCACCCAUAAGCGAAUGCCCACCCUGAGUGCUGCCUCUGUGCCUACUGAGGAGCCCCCCGAGACAGGCCUGAAGGAGAAGAAGCACAAAGCCAGCAAGAGGAGCAGACACGGGCCAGGCCGCCCCAAGGGCAGCCGGAACAAGGAGGGUGCGGGGGCCACAGCGGCCCCCUCACUGCCUGCGGCCCAGCUGGCGGGCUUCACUGCCACGGCUGCCUCCCCCUUCUCCGGAGGGUCCCUGGUCAGCUCCGGCCUGGGUGGUCUGGCCUCCCGUACCUUUGGGCCUGCCGGGAGCCUGCCCAGCCUGAGCCUGGAGUCCCCCUUGCUGGGGGCAGGCAUCUACACCAGUAAUAAGGACCCAAUCUCCCACGGCGGCGCCAUGCUUCGGGCUGUCUGCAGCACCCCCCUCUCCUCCAGCCUGCUGGGCCCCCCAGGGACCUCGGCCCUGCCCUGCCUCAGCCGCUCCCCAUUCACCAGCACCCUCCCCUCCUCCUCUGCUUCUAUUUCCACCACUCAGGUGUUUUCUCUGGCUGGCUCCACCUUUAGCCUCCCUUCUACCCACAUCUUUGGAACCCCCAUGGGUGCCAUUAAUCCCCUCCUCACCCAAGCCGAGAGCAGCCACACAGAGCCAGAUCUGGAGGACUGCAGCUUCCGGUGUCGGGGGACCUCCCCCCAGGAGAGUCUGUCUUCCAUGUCCCCCAUCAGCAGCCUCCCGGCGCUCUUCGACCAGACGGCUUCUGCUCCGUGUGGGGCCAGCCAGCUGGACCCUGCGGCCCCCGGGACCACGAACAUGGAGCAGCUCCUGGAGAAGCAGGGUGACGGCGAGGCCGGUGUCAACAUAGUGGAGAUGUUGAAGGCGCUGCACGCGCUGCAGAAGGAAAACCAGCGGCUCCAGGAGCAGAUUUUGAGUCUGACGGCCAAGAAAGAACGACUGCAGAUUCUCAACGUGCAGCUCUCUGUGCCCUUCCCCGCCCUGCCUGCCGCCAUUCCGGCCACCAACGGCCCCGUCCCUGCACCCUAUGGCCUGCCUCCCCAAGCCGGCAGCAGCGAUUCCGUGAGCACCAGCAAGAGCCCCCCAGGGAAGAACAGCCUCGGCCUGGACAACUCGCUGUCCACGUCUUCCGAGGACCCGCACUCAGGCUGCCCGAGCCGCAGCAGCUCGUCGCUGUCCUUCCACAGCACGCCCCCACCGCUGCCCCUGCUCCAGCAGAGCCUGCCCGGGGCCCCGCUCCCGCCGCAGAAUGGGUUGGGCCGGGCAUCCGGCCGGGCACCCGGGGCCGCGGGGCUGGGGGCGCUGCCCAUGGCUGAGGGGCUGUUGGGGGGGCUGGCGGGCAGCGGGGCCCUGCCCCUCAAUGGGCUUCUGGGGGGGUUGAAUGGGGCCGCUGCCCCCAACCCUGCAGGCUUGAGCCAGGCUGGCGGGGCCCCCACGCUGCAGCUGCCAGGUUGUCUCAACAGCCUCAGCGAGCAGCAGAGACAGCUCCUGCAGCAGCACGAGCAGCUCCAGCAGCUGCAGCAGCUCCUCGCCUCGCCGCAGCUCACCCCGGAGCACCAGACCGUGGUCUACCAGAUGAUCCAGCAGAUCCAGCAGCAGAAGCGGGAGCUGCAGCGACUGCAGAUGGCCGGGGGCUCCCAGCUGCCCAUGGCCAGCCUGCUGGCAGGAAGCUCCACCCCGCUGCUGUCUGCGGGCACCCCUGGCCUGCUGCCCACGGCAUCGGCUCCACCCCUGCUGCCCGCCGGGGCGCUGGUGGCCCCUUCGCUCAGCAACAACACAAGUCUCAUGGCCGCGGCAGCUGCGGCCGCAGCGGUGGCAGCCGCGGGCGGACCUCCGGUCCUCACUGCCCAGACCAAUCCCUUCCUCAGCCUGUCGGGGGCGGACGGCAGUGGCAGUGGCCCCAAAGGAGGGACCGCUGACAAAGGAGUGUCGGCCAACCAGGAGAAAGGCUAAGCCCUCACCUCCCGACUCCCCGAUGGAGGAGACGCGUCCUGGCCUGAGGUGGCCCAGCUCGGAGCAGGCCCGCGCCCAGACACUGGAGAGCCUGGGGCACGUGGGGCGCUCCUAGUCCCGAGGACAGACGGAGAGGAGAGCGCCUGCCCCUGCUGGCCCUUCCGCGAGGGGCUAAGAGGGAGGACAGGCUGCAAGCCCACCCCAGGCGCACCCGUGCUCAAAAAUGUUUCGAGGUCCCCAGAGAGCAGUGGGCCAAGGCGUAAGUGGGGGGGGUUGGUCGGACCCGCCGCACAAAAUGGAUCAGCACUUGCAUGGGAAGGAGUGGGGGGCCGGCAAGCCGGGGAGACGGGGGCCUCCUUCACGGUCGUUCCUCCCCAGCCUGGGCUGAGGGCAGCAGGGAGACCCCCUCCCCCCGCCCUCCAACCAGGGUCACAAGCUGAGCUUGUGGGAAACCCUCCCAUGAGGGUCCCGAGGAAGGGCAGGUUGGUCAGUCCCGCCUCCGGGGGGCCCCUCGUGCGCUGCCCCUUGUUUGCACUAUUGGGUUUAGGAGUGCCGAGAGGGUGGAGAGAUGGAGCUGCCUGACUCAGCAAGCGUGUGCGUCUGUGUGUCUGUGUCGGUGUGUGUCUGUGUGUCCCUGGGUCAAGGGCCGCUGAAGGCAGGGAUGGGAGCCAAGCCCAGACCCGGCAGCGGCCGAGGUGGGGAGCCCUCAGCUCUUGUUCGCCCUCUCCCCACCUCACCAAACUGGUCCCUUCCCGGGGCAUGACUGGUCAAGAGAAACCAGGGCAGACCCCCAGUCUGGGAGAGAAGCAGGGCUGGGGGCUUCCAAUCAGGGUAAUUGCCUCCCCUCCACUACCGGGUCACCUGCUGCGCCGCCCCCCCCCCCCCGGGGCUGUCCUGUCCUUCCUCACACUGGGAGUGGCUUCCCUGGCACCGGGGAGCUCCAGAGGUUGGGGGGCUGGGGUGGAGGUGGGGGGUAAAGUGCCACUUUCUCUAGUGUAAAGGUCCCUCCCACAUCCCUUCACCCUUGCUCACCCGGGAGGAUUGAAGCUUCACCUGGCUGUCCCUUCACCCACCAGCUAUAACUCACUCACCCCCAAAGCUCACACCUGAGUUGGCACCUGGCCACAGUCAUUAGUGACAAAGGCUUUGGGGUGGGGAGAGGGCAGACGGCCUGUGUGUGUGUGGGGGGGGCGUGCACCGGGCACUGGGCAGUGGGACUGGGUGGGCAGGCGGGUGCUUUUCCGGCUUCCCCUGAUGCUCUUGUCUUGUUUGUCUCUGCAUGUGUGGAUUUCCUGUGUGUGUGUGUGUGUGUGUGUGUGUGUGUGUGUGUGUGUGUGCGCGUGCGCGAGUGUGUGUUUCUGUUUGGGUUUUUGUUGUGGGUUUUUGUUUUCUUACUUUUUUUUUUAAAUAAAGAAAAGAAGAUGUGUCUAUUUUUGGCAACGACAGAAACGUAGUGCAGAUAUAUUUUUGCCUGUGCUGCUCAACUGGUUUUUUUCUGAUACUGAAAAUAAUAUUAAUAUUCCUGUUGAUAAGACUUUGUAAGACAGAUGGGAGCUGAUUGUGCCGGGGGGAGGGGGGGUUCCUGCAGAAGCAAUUUCUUAGGCACGUGCAAGGGCUGUGGGGGGAGGGGGGCAGUUGUGAUGACCUCAGACAUACUUUUUAUUGAUGCUAAAUCUCAGUUAGGAAGAAAUGAUAGACUUCAGCAGCAUUUUCUGCAUCUUCUUCUCAAUGCUCUCUGACUCCCUGCCCCCGCCCCGCUACCACUGCGAAGGAUCUUUCCUUCCGGGAUGCUUAGAAGACUGCUCCUUGCCCAGGGCCGCCCACUUGGAACCAAAGUCAGCUCCCACUCUGGAUGGUGAGGGUGCCCUUCCCCCCCCAAGGGCGGGGUCGGGGAGAGGAUGAGGGCUCCAAAUGAUUUCGUGCACUGGAACCGAGCCCUCCACUGCCCCUCCCGCCCCACCCC
Sorex araneus (European shrew) is the source of this 5633-nucleotide messenger RNA. RefSeq names its product MLLT6, PHD finger containing (gene MLLT6). The record is from RefSeq and is a predicted model, not a curated record. Gene Ontology annotation, biological process: regulation of transcription by RNA polymerase II. Gene Ontology annotation, cellular component: nucleus. The coding region runs from base 410 to 3670 and encodes 1086 amino acids. Gene Ontology annotation, molecular function: histone binding; nucleosome binding. NCBI's taxonomy places the organism in Eukaryota, Metazoa, Chordata, Mammalia, Eulipotyphla, Soricidae. The transcript has 20 exons.